GGACCUGACCAGACCCGCUCGGACCUGCAGCGCCCGGCUCCGCGACCCCGCUGCGCCCUCCGCUGCCCGCUGCUGGGUCGGCCGUCCCGCUGAGCUUUUGGGGAGCAAACUGCUCUCCCGCACCCGGAGUCCCAGAUGGCUUCAGUGACCGAUAGUAAAGCCGGGGUCAAAGAUGCCUCCGACCAGAAUUUUGACUACAUGUUUAAACUGCUCAUCAUCGGCAACAGCAGCGUUGGCAAAACCUCCUUCCUCUUCCGCUAUGCUGAUGACACCUUCACCCCAGCCUUCGUCAGCACUGUGGGCAUCGACUUCAAGGUGAAGACAGUCUACCGCAAUGAGAAGCGAGUGAAGCUGCAGAUCUGGGACACAGCGGGGCAGGAGCGGUACCGGACCAUUACCACAGCCUAUUACCGUGGGGCCAUGGGCUUCAUUCUGAUGUAUGAUAUCACCAAUGAGGAGUCUUUCAAUGCUGUGCAAGAUUGGGCUACUCAGAUCAAGACCUACUCCUGGGACAAUGCACAGGUUAUCCUGGUGGGAAACAAGUGUGACAUGGAGGAAGAAAGGGUUGUUCCCGCUGAAAAGGGCCGGCUCCUCGCAGAGCAGCUUGCGCCUAGUAUGUGGCCUCGCACUGAGAAGAUGCUGCUCAAAUAUGUUUCAAUUAAAUGUGUAUUAUGUUAUGUAUUUGGCUACUCAUUUUACUUCAAUCCAAUUAAGACUUCUGAGUACCUGCUCUAUGCCAGAUUCGCUGGAACAACGGACCCCUCCGUGCUGGGUGCCUCCAAGAACACCCGUCUCUCGGACACCCCGCCGCUGCUGCAGCAGAACUGCUCAUGCUAGGCAAGGCCCACCCUCCUGACCUCCCUUCAUUGUGGCCCCACCCUCACUCUGCUUCCCCUGUUACACUCUGUCCACCCCAGCCCCGAGCCAGCUGCGUUGCUGCUGUUCUUUGCCUGCCUUGGAGGUGGACGCAUGCCCGAGGGGUUCUCUGCAGAUGGCCCCGCUCACAGACACUCAGCACUAGACGAACAGCCAGGUUGCAAUGUGGGUGCAGAUUUACAGAAGACUCCAUUUUGCAAAGGGGAUUCACUACAGGGACUUGGAAAGCAAAUCUCUUUUCUGCCUUUAGAAUAAGAUAUCCUCCAUUUACCAAAACUUGACACACACACACACACACUUGCCAGGGCCUGGCCGACUGUGUAAAGUGAGGCCCACCUGCAGCUAAUCCUAUUAAAGAAAACCUCCCCAUA
Molecule: messenger RNA, 1247 nt
Organism: Myotis lucifugus (little brown bat)
Lineage: Eukaryota; Metazoa; Chordata; Mammalia; Chiroptera; Vespertilionidae
Gene: RAB3B
Product: RAB3B, member RAS oncogene family
Biological process (GO): regulation of exocytosis; protein localization to plasma membrane; protein secretion
Cellular component (GO): endosome; plasma membrane; synaptic vesicle
Molecular function (GO): GTP binding; GTPase activity
Source: RefSeq, a predicted model, not a curated record